Molecule: messenger RNA, 1470 nt
Organism: Ricinus communis (castor bean)
Lineage: Eukaryota; Viridiplantae; Streptophyta; Magnoliopsida; Malpighiales; Euphorbiaceae
Product: U5 small nuclear ribonucleoprotein 40 kDa protein
Exons: 2
Coding region: 245-1282 (345 amino acids)
Cellular component (GO): catalytic step 2 spliceosome
Molecular function (GO): RNA binding; protein binding
Source: RefSeq, a predicted model, not a curated record
CAACGGCCUAACCGAACCAUAGAAAGCUCGGGUCGAGAGAGCAAAGGGCCGAAAGGCCAAUUAACCAAAACGGCAAAGCAACGCAAACACUACGACAACAAUUAAACCUGCUGAUAGUCUCAUAUUCAACUAGUCUAGCGGGAAGAAGAACCCUUUGGCCGCUAGGGUUUAGCAGAUUGAAGUGAAGAACAGGAUAGUGUCUGAGUACAAAAGAUAGGAAGUAUUUUAAAUAGUUGAGGUCAAGAUGCAAGUUGCUCCUAGAGAGGGUGAUAAUGCUCUGUCUGUCCCUGGUUCAAGGCCAAUGGAAUGGUCUACUGUUCCAUAUACUGGGCUACAAGGGCCUGGGCCAAGUGGAAAGCAACGGACAUCAAGUUUGGAAUCGACUAUCAUGUUACUCACAGGUCAUCAGAGUGCCGUAUAUACAAUGAAAUUUAAUCCAGCUGGAAAUCUCAUUGCUUCUGGAUCACAUGACAAGGAUAUCUUUCUAUGGUAUGUCCAUGGUGAGUGCAAAAAUUUCAUGGUCUUGAAAGGGCACAAAAAUGCAGUUCUGGAUCUUCACUGGACUACUGAUGGAUCCCAGAUAAUAUCAGCCAGUCCUGACAAAACUGUCAGGGCAUGGGAUAUUGAAACCGGGAAACAGAUAAAGAAAAUGGCAGAACACUCGUCUUUUGUGAAUUCAUGUUGUCCUACUCGGAGGGGGCCUCCACUUGUUGUUAGUGGAUCUGAUGAUGGAACCGCAAAACUUUGGGAUAUGCGGCAGAGGGGAGCAAUCCAAACUUUUCCAGAUAAAUACCAAAUCACAGCUGUUAGUUUCUCUGAUGCGUCAGAUAAGAUUUUCACAGGUGGUAUAGACAAUGAAGUAAAGGUAUGGGAUCUGCGCAAAGGUGAAGUAACCAUGAAACUUGAAGGUCAUCAAGAUAUGAUCACAGGUAUGCAGUUGAGUCCUGAUGGCUCAUAUCUUCUUACUAAUGGUAUGGACUGCAAGCUUUGCAUUUGGGACAUGCGUCCUUAUGCACCACAAAAUCGCUGUGUUAAGAUACUGGAAGGUCACCAACACAACUUUGAAAAGAACUUGUUGAAAUGUAACUGGUCACCUGAUGGAACCAAGGUUACAGCUGGUAGUUCUGAUCGAAUGGUUUAUAUAUGGGACACAACUUCUCGGCGCAUACUGUAUAAGCUUCCUGGCCACACUGGAUCAGUCAACGAGUGUGUCUUCCACCCUCAUGAGCCUAUAAUUGGAUCUUGCAGUAGUGAUAAACAGAUUUAUCUUGGGGAGAUUUGAUUAGCAUUUUACCAUGUUAUCUGUGAGCCAAAAUGAAUUUGACUUCUUGGAGAGUACCUGCAAAUUUGUUGAAGUAAUGUAUUCCUCCUAUACCUUCAUGGUUGAAUUCUACUACUUUACUAAUCAUCUGAUACACUUGCUAAAAUGCUCCUGCUUUUUGCUGAAAUGUCAAAGUUGUUUUUGGUUGA